This is a messenger RNA of Owenia fusiformis, 1935 nucleotides long. Lineage: Eukaryota; Metazoa; Annelida; Polychaeta; Sabellida; Oweniidae. The record is from the annotation of a GenBank genome assembly.
CUCCCACCUGAUUGGCUGAAUGCAAAUCCUACAGGUGCAUUUGCAUUAAGAAGUCGACAGGUACAUUUAACGGGUAUAUAAGAAAGACUGAAGCUUAGCUGCUCAGAACAAAUCUUGCUUUUAGCAGAGAAACAACGAUAACGAAAUUUGAAACAAACCGAGCCGUUAGAAGCACUUCAACAUUUUGCUGAUAGCGUAUCAAUAGAUUGUAUUUUAAGAGCAGUUUUAUUAAAGUGUCAUCACACCUUUAAUAAAUCAUUGUGGACCGACUGUACGUGAGCUUUCAAAGCAAAGUGGAAUAAAAUACAUACGUUGUUAGAUUACAAACUGAUUGCUCACGGACUUUGUGUUACACCUUUAUCGUAUACUUCAAUACGGGAGCUUGAAUGUAAAAAUAUAAGAUAACACAUUUCUCGAGAAGGAAGGGAUGCAGUAAACAACAACCAAUUUAACACUGACACUUGGUUACAAGCCAGAGUUUAAUAGCUCACUGUGGUAACAUCAGUGAAGUUGUAUUUUAGCAGACUCAUCGCUAAAUUAGGACAGUCAAUUACGAAUUAGACGCAGUAUCGUAACAGUUACCGGCAAACCAUUAACAUAACUUGUUGGUUAGCAGAAGUUUCCGUAGUUUACCACCAAUUAACAUUACACUCGGAUACGUUCAACGUGCACUCAACAAGAUGACAGACGUGGAUGCCAGAGAACGUUAUGAGUCCGCAAUAGAACUCUCAAACGCAUGCAGAGAGUUUUACAAACGCAGAGAGAGCCAAUUCAGAGUGAUCAAGAAAGCUGUAAAGCAUGGAGAAACCCCUGUCCCAAAGACUUCCCUCGAGUGCAAAAUGCUGCAAUUAAAGAAUGAAAUGUCUUCAUUGAUGGACUUGGAUCUUUCCCUCAUGAAACAACUUCUGACACUUAACGAAUCCAUUGAAGAUCUCAAAGAGAAUCCAAUUUACGGUUCCGAGGGGUCGCUGGGGAGCUGCUGUAGCGAAAGCAGUGAGAGCCUUUGGCCUAACCAAGGUUCUGAUGACGAAGCAGAUGAUGAUGACAUUGACGCAGACGACAUAUGCCAAAAAUCGUCGUCUGCUGUUGAACAAUACCCGGAUGAAGUUUUUGAAACUGAAAAGGAGGGACUUCAUAGAUUUGUAACAGGAUCACCGACAUGUGAUUACCCAAUUCCAAAACGGAGGCUAAGCAAAACUGACUCUGGGAUCUCUGUGUGCUCUGAAGGAGAGGAUAGUUACAUCACGUUUGAUUUCGAUAACACAAAUCAACAACAAACCAGAAAUGACAAUACCGUGUUUGCCACCAUUCCAAGACAAAAUAAACCCAAUACUCUGAAAACUGUCACCAUAAACCCAACUGCAAUAGAAUUCGUACCAAGAGUGCCAACGAGUAAACCUAAGAAGCCAACUAGUAUCAUUAAAGCCAGUGGUACACAAGUACAAACUGACAUCACGGACUUUAACACUAAAGACAUUACAAGGAACAAUCCAUUGAGAAAAAAUCUACCAAUUAAAAUUCACCAUAAAAAACAAGGGUCGUUUGACUCAGGUAUACACGAGCCUGAAUUUGAUGAGCUCAAAGAAAUCAUGGUUUAAUUGUUCCUGAUCAUUUGACAAGUUGAUAAAAUGCUUAUAAACACGACAAAAUGCAAAAGGCUUGUACUACAAGUAGACUUUAAAAUAGUAGUAUUAGUAUUUAUUUAUUAUUAAUUUGUAAUAUGUUAAAAUGUGAUAAAUGAAUUCAAGUCAAUUGAAAUGUUCAAGUAAGACUCUCCAACUAACAAAACAUUUGAUCUUUAAAUAUUAACCAAUUUAUGCAUGUCUGUAGAUUACACGAACAGUCAAUGACUGCAAAUUGUAACAAAUAUAUAUAUACGAGUAAAUUGAUUAAUUAAUAAAUGACAAAAUAUCAAAAAAUGAUAUGAAACACAAA